Messenger RNA from Sus scrofa (pig), 1901 nucleotides. NCBI's taxonomy places the organism in Eukaryota, Metazoa, Chordata, Mammalia, Artiodactyla, Suidae. The record is from RefSeq and is a predicted model, not a curated record.
UCAGCCAGAAAUCAGGCCUCACUUUCUCCAGAGAAGAAAGUCCAUGGCCCCUCUCCCGGAACAGCGCAAAGGAGACUCCGCCCUCUAGUGGUACCAAGGAGGAGAAGGAAAGAGUGGGCCCUGACAUCCAGUUGUCACCUCCCCUCCAACAACCUUCAGACAACGACCUUAAAAAGCAAAAGCAAAAACGCCCCACCCGACGCCCCGCUGGGCGCCCGGGACCCUAUUCUGCCGGGAGAGAGAAAAAAAAAAAAAAAAAGCAAAAGCAGGAAGACUCAGAGGAAACCCAAUCUGGCAGAAACAAGCAGUCUCGACUGCUUAGUCUUAGCAGAGGGGGCAGGAGGCCUGUUGCCCAAGGUGAAAGAGAAGGUUUUUAAUAACCGAAAGAUUCAAGAAGGGAAGGUAAGACCUCCCCAUUUAGAUGGAAAGCCAGUAGCUUCCCUCCCGGAAGUUCAGGAGACAGAUGUGGAUAAUAAAUGCAAGCCACCCAUUAUGUCUUUUGAGUCAUACCUCAGCUACGACCAAACUGGGGAGAAAAAGAUCAUGAAAAUAUCAGCUACUGCUCUUGAAGAAAAAGGACAUGAAAAACAUGAUUCAAGCGAAAACUUGGACUCCAUUCAGGAACUACCUAAGGCGAGUGAAAACAAAUCAGAGAAGCUGCAGCCAUCUGGAAAUGUUUGGGCCAAGCUGGAAAAGGUCUCCACUGAUGCAUUACCAGUGCAGCCAGACUUCCCAUCACCCGGGGUCCAGGCCAAUUACCAUAUACUUCCUGCCUUUGAAGUGAUGUCCUCCUUCCAACCAAAGCAAAAAGCACUGUCUUUACCCCAGGAAGAAGCUGGAUUUACUGGAUGCAGAAUGAAUUCCAAGACGCAAGUGUUUUCUGGUUCCAGGUGUUCCUACCCCCCAAAAAUGAUGACCUUGCACCAGCAGUGCAUCUGGAUACUUAAAAACAACAUCAAUUCAAUCUCUAAAGUGGGAGGAGUCCCAUAUUCAGUUCUUGAACCCAUUCUGGAGAGCUGUGCACCUGAUCAGCUGUAUCGAAUAAAGAAAUACAACCAUGUCCUAGUCAAAGAGACUGACAAAUUGUGGAAAAUCCACUGUCACCAAAAUUUUAGGAAAGAAACACCGAAAGAGCACGAGUCAUGGAGAGAGAUGUACCUGCGGCUUCAGGAUGCCCAAAAACAGCAGCUUCAAGCACUGACAGUGAAUAUCCAAUCUUUUCAUGCCAAUAAGCCCAAAGGCCAACAAGCAAAGAUGAUCCUUUUCAACUCUGUGGCCAGGCCACUUUCUGACAUUAGAAGGAAACAGAAGAGAUUUGAAAUAGGAAGAACAGCUCUCCUGGAAGAAGUCAAGAUCAAGCCAGCCCAGUACCCAGGAAGCAGCUGUACUCCCUCCAUCAACAGCAACCUUAACCUCAUCCAUGAGAAGUGAGACCAUACCUGCUCAAGCACCACCAGUAUCCACCUGACAAGGGUGGUCAGCGGCAAGAAACCUGCAAAGAAAAUCACCCCGAUGAUGGCCAAGACAACUAAAGAUUUCAAGAAUAGGUUCUCUCGACGAUGAAUUGAGGCCCGGCCAUGGACGUAGAAUUCAGGGGAAGGAAUACAGGGCUGGGGGGGGGGUAGGGAAUGGGACUUCCAAAGGAGACCAGAAUCUUUUGUUUUGCAGAAAUUUUGGACUCUGAUUCCUAUAGCUUUCAAGCAUUGCACCAGUGAAACUACAUGCCACAGCCAUGGCCUCCCUGCCUAGAGAACACUUCAGAAUUCUGAAGAUGAGAAGCCUUAUUCUCACUGAGGAUUUUAAGAAGAAUUAUACUUUUGUUGUUAACUUGCCUUUUUGCAGAAAAUAAGACACAGUAUUAAUUAAUAAAUAUUACCCUCAGAUUGCAUUUAUAUAAAUAA